Cryptomeria japonica (Japanese cedar) is the source of this 1732-nucleotide messenger RNA. Its product is annotated as MLO-like protein 2. Gene Ontology annotation, biological process: defense response. Gene Ontology annotation, cellular component: membrane. The transcript has 12 exons. NCBI's taxonomy places the organism in Eukaryota, Viridiplantae, Streptophyta, Pinopsida, Cupressales, Cupressaceae. Bases 1 to 1323 code for a protein of 440 amino acids. The record is from RefSeq and is a predicted model, not a curated record.
AUGGCGGGAGGGGGCAAUGCAGAUUCUCGGUCCUUAGAACAAACGCCCACCUGGGCUGUGGCCAUUGUUUGCUUCGACUUUGUAAUCAUUUCUAUGCUAAUCGAGCAAGCUAUUCAAUUCCUUUCCAAGUGGCUCAAGAAACGCCGAAAGAAAGCUCUGAGCAAAGCACUGGAAAAGAUCAAAGCAGAAUUGAUGGUUCUGGGAUUUAUCUCGCUGAUGCUCACUGUUGGACAGAAGCCAGUUUCAGAGAUUUGUGUAUCUAAGAGCUUAGGAGAGACUUUGCUCCCCUGUUCAAAGGAGGAAGCCUUAGCAGACCAUGUUUCUGAUCAGAUUGAAAAGAUUUCAUUAAUUGGGCAGCAUCAUCGUAAGCUCCUCCUGUUAUCAGCUUCUGAAACACCAUUAAGGCGUAGCUUGGCCACAGAGGAGACUGUGACUGGUCUCUGUGCUAAAAAAACUGGAGGCUUCGCUGCACCUGCUAAAACUAAUUCUAAAUCUAAUGACAGUUGUUAUUGUUAUGGAGUUAUGUUCUUUUGGAGCUGUUCUGCACCCUUUAAUCGACACAAUAAAAUUGAUUUUCAAACACAUAUAAAGAGAUCUUUGGACAAUGACUUUAGUGUUCUAGUAUCCAUCAAUCCACAUCUAUGGUCUUCUACCAUCUUAUUUUUACUUCUCAAUAGACAUGGGUGGUUCAUCUUCUCUUGGUUGCCAUUUUUUCCAUUGAUUAUUCUUCUGAUAAUGGGAACAAAGAUGAAAGUCAUAAUAACAAAAAUGGCGUUACAUAGCCAAGAUAGAAAUCCUAUUGAGCAAGAAGCUCCAGUGGUGAAGCCCAAUAAUCAACUGUUCUGGUUUGGUAAACCUCGGUUGAUUCUCCGUCUCAUUCAUUUUACCCUAUUUCAGAACGCUUUCCAAAUGGCUUUCUUUUUUUGGACAUGGUACAAGUAUGGUCUGAAAUCCUGCUUCCAUAAACGGGAUCAAGAUAUUGUAGUCAGAAUAAGCUUGGGGAUUGGAGUUCAGAUGUUGUGUAGCUAUGUAACUCUCCCUCUCUACGCACUUAUCACACAGCUUGGGGCAAACAUGGAGGGAGAAAAAGGGCAGGAAGAUCAAUCAAGCAGACAACCUAAUCCAACUGAAGGAUCUUCUCCCCAACAUCACCACAAUCCCAAUGACAGUUCAAAGGAAAAGAUAGAAGGCAUUAUCCCUACUUCACAUGAAGACACACAAGAUGUUGAAACAAAGGAGUCUGUAAAGGAAAUAAUAGAAGGGAUUAUCCCUAAUUCACAUGGAAACAAACAACAUAUUGAAACAAAAGAGUCUAUAAAGUAAAAUAUAGAAGGCAUCAUCCCUACUUCACAUGGAGACUCAUCCAAGCAAGGAGGACACAAUCUGUGAUGCAGGAGCAUCUUGCAGGAGACAUAGUGACGAGCAAUUAAUGGAUGACGACUUCCUUAAUAUAGUGUGAAUAGUUUCAUAAUAAUUGGCAGCUACUAAUGUGACAGUUUUUUUUGUAGUGCGUAUAUUUGUGUAAGAGUUGUUUGUAGUAAAAACUGUGAAGCUCGUAAUGACAUGUCAGGCAUCUGAGUCUAUUGUUCCUGAGUUAUUAUUGUUAUGUUGAGCAGAAAUUUCAUACGAUAGAGGACCUAUGACUCUUUAAGAUUGUAUAGCCGUGUGUUGAGAAAUUUCUGAUGUAUAUAUAUACUUCAACCUGAUUAUGCUAUAGGUUAUUUAAGUUCCA